AUGUAUUUUCUGACAGGACUUCCUGACCCAUUUGCUAAAGUGGUGGUGGAUGGAUCUGGCCAGUGCCAUUCUACUGAUACUGUGAAGAAUACCCUUGAUCCAAAGUGGAAUCAGCAUUAUGACUUAUACAUUGGAAAGUCUGACUCUAUAACAAUCAGUGUAUGGAACCACAAGAAAAUCCAUAAAAAACAGGGAGCUGGUUUUCUGGGUUGUGUGAGACUUCUUUCUAACGCUAUCAACCGCCUCAAAGAUACUGGUUAUCAGAGAUUAGACCUGUGCAAACUUGGGCCGAGUGACAAUGACACAGUUAGAGGACAGAUAGUAGUAAGUCUUCAGUCCAGAGAUCGGAUAGGCACAGGAGGGCAAGUUGUUGAUUGCAGUAGACUAUUUGACAAUGAUUUACCUGAUGGUUGGGAAGAAAGGAGGACAGCUUCUGGAAGAAUUCAGUAUUUGAAUCAUAUCACGCGAACAACACAGUGGGAGAGACCAACACGGCCAGCAUCGGAAUAUUCCAGUCCUGGCAGACCUCUGAGUUGCUUUGUGGAUGAGAACACACCGGUUACAGGAAUAAAUGGUGCAACGUGUGGACAGUCAUUUGACCCCAGGCUAGCCGAAAGGAGAGUUAGAUCUCAGAGGCAUAGGAAUUACAUGAGCAGGACUCAUCUGCAUACUCCUCCAGAUCUACCUGAGGGAUAUGAGCAAAGGACAACUCAGCAAGGGCAGGUGUAUUUCCUACAUACUCAAACUGGUGUAAGCACAUGGCACGAUCCCCGUGUACCUCGGGAUCUUAGCAACAUCAAUUGUGAAGAGCUUGGGCCUUUGCCUCCUGGAUGGGAAAUCCGAAAUACAGCCACAGGCAGAGUUUAUUUUGUUGACCAUAACAACAGGACGACACAGUUUACAGAUCCACGACUAUCGGCUAAUUUGCACCUGGUUCUAAACCGUCAAAAUCAACUUAAAGACCAGCCACAACAGCAGCAACAAGUUGUUUCACUCUGCCAGCUUUCAGACGAGGCUGAGUGUCUCACUGUGCCAAGGUAUAAACGAGAUCUAGUACAAAAACUCAAGAUUUUGAGGCAAGAGCUCUCCCAGCAACAGCCCCAAGCUGGACAUUGUCGUAUAGAGGUCUCCAGGGAAGAAAUUUUUGAGGAGUCUUAUAGACAAGUCAUGAAGAUGAGACCAAAAGACCUAUGGAAGAGAUUAAUGAUAAAAUUUCGUGGGGAAGAAGGCCUUGAUUAUGGCGGUGUUGCCAGGGAAUGGCUGUAUUUGCUAUCCCAUGAAAUGCUGAAUCCGUAUUAUGGCCUCUUCCAGUAUUCCCGUGAUGACAUCUAUACUUUACAGAUAAAUCCAGAUUCUGCUGUUAAUCCGGAACAUUUAUCCUACUUCCACUUUGUUGGUCGAAUCAUGGGGAUGGCUGUGUUUCACGGACAUUAUAUUGAUGGGGGCUUUACGUUGCCUUUUUAUAAACAGCUGCUAGGAAAGUCAAUUACAUUGGAUGACAUGGAACUAGUUGACCCAGAUCUUCACAACAGCUUAGUAUGGAUACUUGAGAAUGAUAUUACAGGAGUCUUAGACCACACAUUUUGUGUGGAGCACAAUGCAUAUGGUGAAAUCAUACAGCAUGAACUUAAGCCCAAUGGCAAAAGCAUUCCUGUCACAGAAGAGAAUAAAAAAGAAUAUGUCAGGUUAUAUGUAAACUGGCGGUUUUUAAGAGGAAUUGAAGCUCAGUUCCUGGCUCUGCAGAAGGGUUUUAAUGAAGUAAUUCCACAGCAUCUGCUGAAAACAUUUGAUGAGAAGGAACUAGAGCUCAUCAUUUGUGGCCUUGGGAAAAUAGACGUGAACGACUGGAAGGCCAACACAAGGUUAAAACAUUGCACCCCCGAUAGCAACAUUGUCAAGUGGUUCUGGAAAGCUGUGGAGCUCUUUGAUGAAGAGAGGAGGGCUCGAUUGCUACAGUUUGUGACCGGAUCAUCCAGAGUGCCUCUUCAGGGUUUCAAAGCAUUACAAGGUGCUGCUGGCCCAAGACUGUUUACCAUUCACCAGAUUGAUGCCAGCACAAAUAAUCUGCCAAAAGCUCAUACCUGCUUCAAUCGGAUAGACAUUCCUCCUUACGAAAGCUAUGAGAAGCUCUAUGAAAAGCUGCUAACCGCCAUUGAAGAAACAUGUGGGUUUGCCGUGGAAUGAUUGUUUGCAGACCUGCGUGGAACUAUAUUUAUACUCCAAGCAGAAAAUCCUUUCCUCAGCCAUGAUACCAUAAAUGCUUGAAAUAUAGGAAAAAAAACCCCUCCCCUUUUCUACUAGAGGACGAUAUGAGGGAAAGGACCAUUUUUGGAAUUCUUCAUUCAAGAAAAAUGUUCUGUGGCUGCUGCCAAGAAAUAAUUCAGCUGCUAUUAAAAACUAGUAUCUUGAACCU
This is a messenger RNA of Protobothrops mucrosquamatus (brown spotted pit viper), 2413 nucleotides long. RefSeq names its product SMAD specific E3 ubiquitin protein ligase 2 (gene SMURF2). The coding region runs from base 1 to 2184 and encodes 727 amino acids. The transcript is spliced from 17 exons. The record is from RefSeq and is a predicted model, not a curated record. Gene Ontology annotation, biological process: negative regulation of BMP signaling pathway; ubiquitin-dependent protein catabolic process. Gene Ontology annotation, molecular function: ubiquitin protein ligase activity; protein binding. NCBI's taxonomy places the organism in Eukaryota, Metazoa, Chordata, Lepidosauria, Squamata, Viperidae.